GCGGCCGAGCCGCUGAAGGAACCGAGUCAGCAGGCGGACAGCAGGGGCACGGCUGCUUUCAAACCGAUUGACGACACAGGUGCCGUGCCUUCGUCAGCCUCUGACGAAGAAGGUUGGCAGAGCAAGAUGCCCACCGCACAAUCACAAACCUCCUCCCUCGAGCGCACUGGUAAACCCAAGUCUUUGCAGUACCCAUCAGACCCCUCUGCAAAGGCAAACAUUCAGGCCUCGGAUGGGCAGCAGAAAGAUGAACGGCAAAGGCUUGAGGAACGGGCUCAAGAGCCUGGAGGAACAAGAUCCAGGUGUUCAACUGAAGCCACAGAAAACCGUGGAAUCUUCACAAACCACCACUGCGAACAGGGCAAAGACAGAAAAAAAACCCAUGGCAAAGGAGCCUUCUGAGCGAGUGAGAUUGCCAUUCGGCACGGAGGCAAAGCCGGAUGUCAAGGAACGGAUUCAGGACCUUUUUGAAUGUGACCCAGCCGAUGACAUUCCCGCAGAGCAAGAGAGAUCUCGCAAAGCUUCAGAACCUGGCUCGGCCAUCAAGAAGACGGUGAAGCAAACGAAACCGGCCAAGGGUGAGAGUUUUGAGAAAAAGAGUUUACCAGCAAAUGAUGAAAACCUUUUCGAUUUCAACACGAGCGUGCAGCUGCCCGAUGUUUCCUCGAUCAAACCGCGUUCACAAACUUCUUCAGAACUUGAAUCUCCCAAAGGGAAACCUGAGAGAGCAGAAAAGCCAGUGGCAAAGGACAACUUGGAGAAAGACUUGAAGCCAAGAAGAGUGGGCCCGCUUAGUUUUAAGACCAGGGUGCAUCAGCGCGUGGAGACGAGUUCCAGCUCGCCGUCGAAUCGAAGGCCAGUGCAGGGCGAAACAACUGGGGCACCAAUUGCGGAGGAACCUACUCCGGUGAAAAAAUUGGAGAAGCCCAGCAGGCUGAUCGAAAAAGACCCAUGGAAAAAUGAAAGCCCCGAGGAGCUGCAGAGCUUUGAAGCACGUGGAAAGAAACUUGUUGAAAGCAAUAAACUCGUUCCGGAGAAGCCUUUUGAGAGUUUGAAGAUCCCGCUGGAAGUGGAGGCGCGACGGGAGUUUAAGAUGAAGGUUCAGGAACUCGUUAAAAAUGACCCGCCUGUUGUCGAACCUCGAAAAGAGAAGACUCCAGCGAAAGCGGUGGUAGAAAAGAAAAGAGUCCCACACCGAAAAGAUGAGGAUCUUCUUGAUUUCGACAGCAGUGAGCAGGAGCCUGAAGAAGAACAGCCCACAGCAGCAGCCAGCCCUCCAACGCAAACUGAACCUCAGGACGUCCCCAAUAAAACCAAGACGACAGAUAAACCCAUUUCAGAGAAGCCUUUUGAGAGUUUGAAGAUCCCGCUGGAAGUGGAGGCGCGACGGGAGUUUAAGAUGAAGGUACAGGAACUCAUUAAAAAUGACCCGCCCGUUGUCGAACCCCGAAAAGAGAAGACUCCAGCGAAAGCUGUGGUAGAUAAGAAAAGAGUCCCACAGCGAAAAGAUGAGGAUCUUCUUGAUUUUGACAGCAGUGAGCAGGAGCCUGAAGAAGAACAGCCCACAGUAGCAGUCAGCCCUCCAACGCAAACUGAACCGGAGGACGUCCCAAAAAAAGCCAAGAUGACAGAAAAACCCGUUAAGGAGAAGCCUUUUGAGAGUUUGAAGAUCCCGCUGGAAGUGGAGGCGCGACGGGAGUUUAAGAUGAAGGUUCAGGAGCUCGUUAAAAAUGACCCACCCGUUGUCGAACCUCGAAAAGAAAAGACUCCAGCGAAAGCGGUGGUAGAAAAGAAAAGAGUCCCACAGCGAAAAGAUGAGGAUCUUCUUGAUUUCGACAGCAGUGAGCAGGAGCCCGAAAAAGAACAGCCCACAGUAGCUGCCAGCCCUCCAACGCAAACUGAACCUGAGGACGUCCCCAAGAAAGCCAAGACGACAGAUAAACCCGUUAAGGAGAAGCCUUUUGAGAGUUUGAAGAUCCCACUGGAAGUGGAGGCGCGACGGGAGUUUAAGAUGAAGGUUCAGGAGCUCGUUAAAAAUGACCCACCCGUUGUCGAACCUCGAAAAGAAAAGACUCCAGCGAAACCGGUGGUAGAAAAGAAAAGAGUCCCACAGCGAAAAGAUGAGGAUCUUCUUGAUUUCGACAGCAGUGAGCAGGAGCCAGAAAAAGAACAGCCCACAGUAGCAGCCAGCCCUCCAACGCAAACUGAACCUGAGAACGUCCCCAAAAAAGCCAAGAUGACAGAUAAACCCGUUAAGGAGAAGCCUUUUGAGAGUUUGAAGAUCCCGCUGGAAGUGGAGGCGCGACGGGAGUUUAAGAUGAAGGUUCAGGAGCUCGUUAAAAAUGACCCACCCGUUGUCAAACCUCGAAAAGAAAAGACUCCAGCGAAACCGGUGGUAGAAAAGAAAAGAGUCCCACAGCGAAAAGAUGAGGAUCUUCUUGAUUUCGACAGCAGUGAGCAGGAGCCAGAAAAAGAACAGCCCACAGUAGCAGCCAGCCCUCCAACGCAAACUGAACCUGAGAACGUCCCCAAAAAAGCCAAUAUGACAGAAAAACCCGUUAAGGAGAAGCCUUUUGAGAGUCUGAAGAUCCCGCUGGAAGUGGAGGCGCGACGGGAGUUUAAAAUGAAGGUUCAGGAGCUCGUUAAAAAUGACCCGCCUGUUGUCGAACCCCGAAAAGAGAAGACUCCAGCGAAACCAGUGGUAGAAAAGAAACGAGUCCCACAGCGAAAAGACGAGGAUGUUCUUGAUUUUGACAGCAGUGAGCAGGAGCCUGAAGAAGAAAAGCCCACAGCAGCAGCCAGCCCUCCAACGCAAACUGAACCUCAGGACAUCCCCAAGAAAGCCAAGACGACAGAUAAACCCGUUCCGGAGAAGCCUUUUGAGAGUUUUAAGAUCCCGCUGGAAGUUGAGGCGCGACGGGAGUUUAAGAUGAAGGUUCAGGAGCUCGUUAAAAAUGACCCGCCUGUUGUCGAACCCCGAAAAGAGAAGACUCCAGCGAAACCGGUGGUCGAUAAGAAACGAGUCCCACAGCGAAAAGACGAGGAUAUUCUUGAUUUCGACAGCAGUGAGCAGGAGCCCGAAGAAGAACAGCCCACAGGAUCAGCCAGCCCUCCAACGCAAGUUAAAGAUGUUCUAAAAGACAGUGAUAAUACCUACAAUAAGAAACAUCCUGACAGACCGCAGGACUUGAAUAAGAGAGAUCCAUUUGCAGAAGCUGAACAAGAGGUCGAAUUGGAGCAGUCGCAUUCUCCUCCGGUCGAGGCAUCUGAUCUAUUUUUGAAAAUGAAAGACUUACCGAAGGGUCGAAGGUUACCAGACAAGACCAGACAAGAUCCAGAGGACGAUUCAGAAAAGCAUAACAUCCAGUUAUUAAAGGGCAGGCCACAUGAGUUGACACGCAUAAAUUCUGAUGACGAUUCAUUCGAGAAACCUUCCAAAAUCCAGUCCAAAGAUGUCCGCGAAGCACCGCCUCAGCCUCCACGCAGACCCGUGGAGAAAAGAAAGGAGAAGGCAGCCAUACCACCAAAAAGUUCAGAUGAGGAGUCGCUUCCUCAACGUGCCAAGGAGCAGGUGAAGCACGGUCACAAGGCAGCCGAUCCUCACGCGUUGAGCGAAGAGGACAAAGAACCGCCCUCCCCGGUCCCGGAAAAGCGGCGACCGAAGGAACCAUCUUCUGCGGACGUUACGGUAGCUCCGAAUCGGCCACAAGGCCGUCAAAAGAGCCUGCCAGAGACCACUGAUCAGGAGGCCACGUGGUCGGACGAUCCUGAGGUUGGACAAAUGAGCCGUAAGGAAGAAGCGGGUUCCGCCAAUGCCGAGCUUUCCCAGUCGACUCCAGCAAUCUACGCAGAAAUAAAUCCUGCGGAAAAAGCGUCUUCAAAGAAACGACCCCACAUGGAACUCAUGAGCAAGCAAAGUAAAGAGAACAUUUAUGAAGAUCCACAGGGGGAGGAUGAUGAUGAAGUGCCCUCUUUGCCUCCAAGACAAGGCAAAUUAGCAGGAAGGAACCCAAGUCUGGAUGUAAAAGAAGUAGUGGCAAGAAGCGCUGUGUCGCCGCAAGUCGAGAGAUGGCUGGAGGAUGCCACCGCAGCAGCUACGCUCCCAGCGGCCGUGAGGUCCGCGAGGGCGGGGGAGCUCACGGACGCGGAGAGGAAAAAGCAGAUGAGCAGAUCGGUGCCGGUUCUCACCGUGUCCGGGGAGGAAGGUGAACAAGGAAUAGAUAUUGAUUCGGAAGACAGUGGCUCCUUCAAGCUGAGAAGAGCUCCCAGUGAUAUCAGCUCUAUCAGCGGAAGCAUGAUGAGCCUGUACAGCGACGCCGGGGACUACGGAAACGUGGACGUUAAGGGGGAGGUGAACUUCGCCCUCAAGUACGACGACCGCCGCAGCGAGCUGCAUGUCUGCGUGGCACAGUGCCGGGACCUGGCGGCCGCUGUCGCGAAGAAGGGGCGCUCGGACCCGUAUGUGAAGACGUACCUCCUGCCAGACAAGUCCAGGCAGAGCAAGAAAAAAACGAACGUGCGCAAAAACAACCUCAACCCCGUUUACAACGAGAUCCUCAAGUACAAGAUUCCGGCGCGCGAGUUGCAGUCUCGCGUGCUCAACCUGUCCGUGUGGCACAAUGACAAGUUCGGAAAGAACAGCUUCCUGGGCGAGGUGGAGAUGGAGCUGUCCACCUGGGACUGGGGAAACACCGCCUACAACUGGUUUGACCUGCAGCCCAGGGUGCACAUUUCUCAAGAAGAUCUAACGAGCAGGGGCUAUCUGAACCUGGCCCUGAAAUUCAUUCCGGCCAACUCUGUGGGGCAAUUCACGCCGGCGAGCGGGGAGAUUCAUAUUUGGGUCAAGGAGGCCAAGAACCUGCUGCCCCUGAAGCCGCACGGGGUGGACGCAUUUGUCAAGUGCUACAUCCUGCCAGACCUGAGCCGCAAGAGCCGCCAGAAGACGCGCACCGUAAAGAAGUCCAUGAACCCCGUGUUCAACCACACGAUGGUAUACGACGGCUUCCAGGACGAGGACAUGCGCGAGGCGUGCGUGGAGCUCACCGUGUGGGACCAGGAGACGUUCUCCAACCAGUUCCUGGGCGGCCUGAGGCUCGGCCUCGGCGGGGGGAUGAGCUACGGCAAGCCGGUCGACUGGAUGGACUCACGAGAAGGAGAGGUGGCGGUGUGGCACAACAUGAUAACGCGUCCCGGCGAGUGGACAGAAGCCCUUCUCCCGCUGCGACCAGACAUGGUCAAGUCUAAGGCUAAGAAAUGAGUGGGAGGGGGGGGGGGUGUACCCUGUGCACUCAUCUCCCUGUGGAGAGGGUCAAACUGGACUCAAGUUCUGGCACAGUGCACUGGAAACCUAACAAUUACACCGGCUCGUAACGAGAUUACGCAAAACAGCAAUGGAUCUGUGGGGGCGCGGUGCAUUGCCACCGUUGUUUUUUUGUUCUGCCAGUAAAUUGCAUCGUUCUACAGUUUUUUAAAUGUGCAGGACUGUUUUUUUUGUCCAUUUAACCAAUUAUUUUAAGUUUGUUCAGAUAUCCUAGAAAAUGUAAACUACGCCCCGACGUUAAUGGGGGAAAAAAACAAAGAAAUCAUAAAGUAAAAAAAUAUUCCAGGCUUAAAGCGGCAAUCUAAGUGAGCCUUUGUGUUAAAAA
Messenger RNA from Lethenteron reissneri (Far Eastern brook lamprey), 5645 nucleotides. RefSeq names its product synaptotagmin-like protein 2. Gene Ontology annotation, biological process: exocytosis. Gene Ontology annotation, cellular component: exocytic vesicle; plasma membrane. Gene Ontology annotation, molecular function: neurexin family protein binding. NCBI's taxonomy places the organism in Eukaryota, Metazoa, Chordata, Hyperoartia, Petromyzontiformes, Petromyzontidae. The record is from RefSeq and is a predicted model, not a curated record.